AUGCCGACUUGCAUAUGCAUGCCGGCCACAGGACUCAACACGACGGGAAUCACCCUCGACGACGAUGAUUGGUUGGACGAGCACGGCGGCGAUCCCGAGAAGCGCAAGCAGCAGCAGCAGGCGCGGAGAGGGCCCGGAAAGGGCGGCCGUUGGUUUCCGUCGGCCGAGGCGGAGGAUGCGGAGGAGGACGAAGGCGGCGCGGAUGGUGGUAUCGGCGGGGACAGCAAUCCGAGUCGUCUAUCCUCUGACGCUAACGCGGACGUUCUCGCGGUCGCGGAUUGGGGCCGCGCGCCGCCCUCGAGAUUGCCGUGGGGCGAUUACGGCGAUGACGUGGACCCGUCGCGGGAGUCGUCGUCGGUGCUGAGGGCGGAGCGCGGGAGGGAGACGGGGGGGCGGGACGCGCGUGACGGUAACGAGCGGCGGUCUCCCACGGCUUCAGGUUCCGAUGCCAGCACGGGCACCGGCCGCUCGCGGCAGGGGGGGGCGGCGGGCGCAGCAGCGGCGGCGGCAGCAGCAUGGCGCAAGCGGAGUGGGCGCAGCUCGUUCCGCCUUGGUGGCUCCAGCAGGCGCGGAGAGGGCGCGGGGGAGAGCGAACGCGAGGUGGAGAAAGAGGGGAAGGCGCAAGGGGAAGGGACGGAUGCGGAGGGGGGAAAGCGCAAGUUUGGGGGCAGAAAGGCGAAAAGAAGUGCGGGGGAAGGGGAUGAGACCUCGGAGGGGCAAACGCGGGCGCGCACUCCGCACACACCCAGAACGCCCCGCACUCCCCGUAGUCUUGCGCACGCGCAUGGCAGUGCGCGCACGCCCCGCUCCCGCGGGCCCACCACGCCUGGCGGCAGGCGCAGCAGAAGCAGGGGGAACGCGGAGGGGUGGGGGGAGGCGAACAGGGGAUGGAAGAGAGGGGAAGAGGGGGACAAUGAGGACACGGUGGGGGAGGGUAGGGGGGCGCAGAGAAGAGGGGGGGGCAGCAGGCAUGGGAGAGGCGGUGCUGGGGUAGGUAAUACUGGUGACGGUGCUGCUGCUGAUGGUAGUGUUGGUUGGGGUGGGGGAGGGAGCAGUUGGGACGAGGAAGGGGAGGAGGGGGUGACAGGGGCUGGUGUGAGGUUGGGGGGGAGAAGGGGGCGGAGGAGGAGGGGGGGAAGUAGGGGGAGCGGGGGGAGUGAUGCGCGGUGGUGGCGGAAUAUGUCUAGAGAUGGGGACAUGGGGAGUGAGAGUGAGGAAGGGGAGGGGGUGGAGGGGAUGGAGGGAGGAGGGGAGAAGGCAGGCAGGCGGAACGACACAAUGAGCAAGCGUAGCAGCGGUGCUGGUGGCGGUGCUGCUGCCAGUGGGGGUGGUAGUGGUGCUGGCAGCAGGAGCGAGCAUGCAAGGAGCGGCGGUGACACAGACGCUGACGCAAGCUCUGAUGCCACCGCAGCAGCAACUGCAGCAGCGGCAGAGUUUCCCCCAAGCGGCGGCAGCAACAAGAGCACAGAGAGUCGGCAGCAGCAGCAGCAGCGGAACGGGUUUGGGCUGGACCACAGUCGCUUCCUGAGCCGCGUAUACGGUAGUGAGAGCAGCCGGGGUGGCCCUGGGGGAAGCUACAACUGGCGCACAGAGGAUGCGGGGAAUAAUGGGGGAACUGGUGGUGAGGGUGGCGAGAGUGGGGAGAAUGGAGGGGUGGUGGGGAGUGAAAAGCGGUUCUGGUGGGAGACGGCUGCGGUUGGGGGGAAGGAUGGGGGGGAUGGGGAGGUGUUUGGAGCGAGAGUGGGAGAUUUGGGUGUGGGUAUGGGAGGGGCGUUUGGAGGGGGGAGAGGUGCGCUGAAUGGGGCAGGGGUGGUUGGAGAUAGUUUGAUCAAUGUUGACGCGCUGAGGCGCAAGGGCAACGCGAGUGUGGGCGGGGGCGAUGAUGCUUCCCAUGCUACCGGGAUGCGUGAUAAUGCGCCUGGUGAUGGUGAUGACAGUGGUGACGGUGGUGGUAAUGGCGGUAAUGGUUGCCGCUCUGGUUAUGAUGAUCACUCGCCUGCUGCUGCUGCCGCCGACUCUGCUGUGCCAAGUGCUGCCAUGCACAACGAACCACAUGCUGCUGCUGCCACGCCCCUGCCCCCCUCGUUCACGCCCCUGUCCCCUGUCAAGCCCCCCGGCACCCCUUCCUCCCGCUCCCCUCGCACUGCCUCCCUCCGCUCCCCCCGCUCCCCCGCCUCCUUGUCCGCGCGCCCUUCUCCCCCUCUCUCCCCGCUCUCUCCCCGCGCCCCUCUCCCCGCACCUGACACCUCCCCCGACCACGCUGCUUCGAUUCCGUUUGACCUGCCUUCUUCAUCCUCUGUUCCCCUGCCCUCCAUGCCCGCCCUGCCUGCUCCGCCGGCGCUGUCAACGAGAGAGCCCACCGUAUCUCGCUCUCCCGACUCUGACCUCCAUGCUGCUUCUCCUCCUCCCCCAUCCGCGCUUCACCCUGCUUCCUCCUCUCCCUCCGCGCUCCCUCUCGACUCCCACCACUCCGAACCGUUCUCCACUCCUCCGUACCCGGAAGACCCAUCGUUCCUGGCGCUACCUGCCACUGCUGCUUCGGCAUCCCUUCAACCGCCCUAUACCUCCGUGCAACCCACCUAUACCUCUCGUUAUGCUGCUCAAUACGGGGCAGGGGCAGGAGCAGGGGUAGGGGCAGGGGCAGGGGCAGCAGGGGCGGGCAGGGGCGGGAGGGCUAGAGUGGGGGUGGCAGCAGCGGCGCUGGCAGCACUGGCGGGAGGGGGUAAGGGCAGGAAGGCUUGGUCUCGUACCACUGCUGCUGCUCCUCCUCCUCCUGCUGCUGCUGCUGCUGCUGCUGCUGCUGUUGUGGCUGCUACCCCUGCUGCUGAUCUUGAUGGUGCUGCUGCCGUGGGUGGAGUGGAGGUUGGGGCGGAGAAAACGGCAGGGGGACGGGAGGAGGGAAGGAGGGAGGAGGAGCAGGGGCAAGGGAAGGCGAGAGUGGGAUGGCUGGGGACGCGGAGGAAUCAGGAGGAGGAGCGGCAGAGGCUCAAGGCGCUGAUUCGCAGCAGCAGUGGGGAUGAGGGCGAGGGGGAUGUGGGGGACAGUGCAGGGAGCGUGGGGGGAACAGGAGUGGGGGAGCGGGCUUAUGGGCAUGGGGCGCAUGGGGUUGGCGCCAGUGGGGAUGAAGGCGAUGGUGAGAUAAGGAGCAGCAGUGGGGGCUCAUUCGGGGCUAGAGCGGAACAAGGGAAUGAGGAGGAGGAGGAGGAGGAGGAAGAGGUGGAGGAGCCUCACUGGGAGGUGCUGCGGGACAUUCACGAUGAGAUGGCUGCUGAAUGGCUGCGCCGGGGACUGCAGAAACGAGCACUUGCAACAGGAUGUAAAGAAGACUACAGACUGAAUGGUGGGGACAGUAGAGAGCAGAUACCAAUGAUAGGAGCACAGGAGGAGAUGGUGCAGGAGCAAGAGGAGGAGGAAGAGGAGGAGGGGAAUCGGUGGUGGGAGAAGGGAAGCGGGGGCUUGCUAAGGUACCGCAGUGGUGGGAGUGAUAUGGACCCGUUUGGCUCAGGCAAAUUCUUCGUGUUACCUUCUGAGAAAAUAGGAUCAGGUGAUGUGUCAUCUCACCACUCUCACCACGCUCACCAGUCUCGCCAGCUUGACAGGCCGUUUGGCUCCGGCAAGGGCUUUUUCCUGCCUUCGGAAAAGAGGGGAUGGCUGAUGGGAGGGAGCGUGAAGGAGGGCGAGGAGAUGGGGGAGAAGGCUGACGUGGAGUAUGGCGAUGGGGAUCGUGGUGCGGAUAGAGAUGAGGGUGGGGAUGGGAAUAGGGAUGGGGAUGGAGAUGGGGCUACGGACGACCACUUUGAGAAGGAUGAUGGAGGGAAGACGGCAGAUGAGAGCACGGGAGGCACAGAAUCCAAGGCAGGCGAACGAGCAGAGGAAGUAGCAGCAGCAGCAGCAGCAGCAGCAGCAGCAGCAGCAGCAGCAGCAGCAGCAGCAGCAGCAGGAGUGGUACCAGCAUCGCCUGCUGAAGCUGGUUUCUCCUCGCCUGACCCAUCCGUGUCCGCACAUGCCCCGUGCACCCCUCACAUACAGGACAAACGCAUCUUCUCCUCCCCCUCCACUGCCUCCCCUUCCCCUCUCUCCUCAUUCUCCCCCUCCCUCUCCACGCCCUCUCCCCCCACUGCCUCAUCCUCCUCCUCUGCCGCUUCCUCCUCGUCAGCAUCAUGCCUGGCGCCUCACACCCCUCCUCUCCCCCCGCCCCCUGGCCGUGUACUCGUCUUCUCCCCCGCCUCGCCGUUGGAGGAGCAGCCUGAGGUGACUUCUGAGUCGACUCAAAAGUCAAACACGACCGCUCUGCCCCCUCCUCCUGGCCGUGUGCUUGUCUUUUCCUCCGCCUCGCCCCUGGACGAGCGGCGUGAGAGUGAGGGCGUGUGCACCGCAGCAACCACUGGUGCAGGCACCGGUGCCAGCGGUGCUGAUGCAGGCACGGCUGCAAGCACGAGACGGCUGGAACAGGAACUCAGAGCAACAGAGAGCCCACCAGCGGAGCGACUGUCUCCUGUGCAUCAGCCAGCGUCGCCCUCCCAGGCAGCAGCAGCAUCUUUCGAGCUGCCCUCGCCCUCCCAACAACUGGCAUCGGUGGAGGCGCCAUCGCCGUCCCAACACGCGGCAUCAAUAGAUCUACCCUCGCCUUCUGAACAAGCCCUUUUAAUGGAGGUACCCUCACCAUCAUCAUCAUCCCAGCAAGCCCCCCCGUCCGUGGAACUACCCUCGCCAUCGUCCCAGCAGGGCCUGUCCGUGGAGGUGUCUCCAGUGGGGUCGCAGGGAGGGCGGAUGAAGCCGUGGCGCAGCAGAAGCAUAGGAGGCCGCGCAGGCAUUCCCAGCCCCAGAGCAAGCAUUCCCAGCCCCAGGGCUCGUGGAGCAGGGACAGCAGGAGGGGCAGGAGGAGCAGGAGGGGCAGGCGGGGCAGGCGGGGCAGGCGGGGCAGGGGGAGGGGCUGGUGGGUCGCUGGUUAGUCCCAGUGCGAGGAGUCGCAGUGAAGGCAACAGCCCCUCAGUGGCGAUGACAUCUGGAAGGUCAUCAUCGGGCGCAGCAGGGAGCGGCCUCAGCUUCUUCUCCUCCUCGCCCUCCUCCACGCCUCGCUCGCUCUCGCCCAGCCGAACAGCACCUCCGGUCAACCCACGGCGCUGGCUCAACUGCCUCAAGUCGCACCCGCUUAUCGGUCCCAAGAUCACGGCACGGGACGAGGGGCCGCUGCAAUUCAUUCAGGACAUUCGCAUUCUCGACUGCCCCAACAGUGCCAAGGGAGCACGGGUGGAGUUUCUGUUCCGUGCCAAUCCCUUCUUUGGCAACAUCAGGCUAACCAAGUCGUACAUAGUGAAGGACAGGAUUCGCUACGGUGACCCGCUCUUCUCCAGCAUCCAAGGCUUCCAACUUUCCCCCUUCCGCACCCCUCUCCCUCCAUUUGACACUCGCCUUCCUUCCCAUUCUUCCUCCCUUCGCCCUCCUUUUCCACCCCUUCUGUCUUCUGAGGCAUCUGAAAACCAGCUUUCAUGUUUCCAAUCCCUACUAACCCCGACCCACCUAACCCCCCCCCUCCCCUUCCCCCCAUCUCCUUCCCCUCCCGCCUCCCCUCGAACCCUUUCUCAGCUCCACCAUUCAUUGGCUUCCAGGCAAAGACGAGGAGGUGCUAGCAAGGGGAGUGGUGUGGGUGGUGGCAAGGAGCGUGGGGGAGAGGGUGGAGGUGAAGGAAGAGGGCUGGGGGCACAGGCGCAAGUGGAGGAGGAGGAGAGCUUCUUUUUCUUCUUCCGCUCGCGCCCCGCACUCACAGAGGAGGAGUCUUCAGAAGAGACUGUGGAGCUGAAGCUACUGGAAGAUGUGGUGACACAAGCAGCAGAGAGAGACAUCGAAGCUCCUGAGCGAAUAGUGACUAACCUGCUCGCGUGGUACUCUCACCUGGAGGAGGGUGCAGAGGACGAUGAGAGCAGCAGCUGCGGCAGCAGCAGCAGCAGAACGGAAACCACAGAGGGGGAAUCCCUGGACGCAGAGAGAGCAGGGAGUGGGAGGAGUGAGGCGAGUGAUGGUGGCCCCAUCCCGCCUCAACUCUCCACCCAACGCCCGCCCGCGCUCCUUGCUCCCCCCCAUCCCCUUCCGCCGCUUUCCCCCUGCGCCACAACCCCUCCCCCUCCCCCCUGCCCCGCGCAACCCUGGUCUGAGCAGGGGCUGUGGCAGCUGGGGCUGAGACCUGGCCCAGAUGCGGCUAGGUUGAGAGAGGUGCGGUUGGAUAGCCUUAAUGCUGCUUCGAAGGGACGGAAAUGGAGGUUGGUGGGAAAGGGGAGGGGGAAGUGGGGAGGAGGGAGUGAUGGGAGUGGGAGUGAUGAGGCGGAGGAGGAGGGUGGGGAGGAGGGAGAGGAGGAGGAAGAAGAGGAGGAGGAGGAGGGAGAGGAGGAGGUGGAGAGGCUGGGAGAAAUGUUGAUGAAACUGGAACAAGAGAGAGGGGCGUGGGCUGGGAAGGAGGGGGUUGAGGGGGAUGCGGAGGCAGGAAGGCAAGGUGCGAAGACAAAGGUUGGAGAGGAGGAGGAGGAGGAGGAGGAGGAGAGGGAGGAAGACAUUGGGGGUGAAUCUGAUGAUGGUAUGAUGCCGGGGAUGGUGGAUGCGGGGGAGGAGGAGGAGGGCGAGGAAGGAGCAGGGAGUAGAGCGAAGCCAAGCAGCAGCAAGAGCAGCAGCGAUUUCAAAGCAAGGGGAGAUACUGGAGAUGAGUUUUACAGGUGCGGGGAAGGUGGGGGAGUUGCAGGGAGAGAGGUGGGGAGAGUGGCAGAAGCGAGCACCAAGGAAGCAUCUGUGCCGUCUGGAAGACCAUCUGAAACAUCACUUGACACCUUCUCCCACGCAUCACCUGAGACAUCACCUGACGGCACACCUGACAGGACUCCUGGCAGCACACCUGAAGGCAACCCGGGGAGCGACGGCAGCUGGAGCUUGCGAAUGGGGAGUGAGAGUGAAGAGGCAGAGAUGCCGGGAAUGGGGGGUGCAGAGGAAGAGGACGACUUCGACGUGCCUCUGGAAGCGUUGCAGAACCUCCGACCUGCUCAACCACACCCACUCCUCCUCCUGCCGCUCCGACUCACCCCGCACACUCCCAUCGCGGCUGCUGCCGCUGCCGCUGCGGCUGCAGCGACUGCAGAAGCAGCAGAGGCAGCGGCGGCGGAAGUGGCGGCGGUGACAGCAGCGGGGAUGCACUCUGGCUGGCCUGCUGCAGGUGGAAACACGUGGGGUGAGUGCGAGUGGUGGAUGCUGCCUUACCGUCGCACAGGGGGGGAGACAGAGACAGAGGAGGGAGAGCAGGGAGAGGAGGAUGAGGAGGAGGAGGAGGAGGAGGAAGACGAGGAGGAGGAAGAGGAGGAGGAGGAGCCUCCAGUGCUGUUAACUCUCAAGUGGAGGGCGGCUGAGAGAUCCUCUAGCGAGGUGCACGGCACAUUUGAGACUUCUCAAAAGGAUUUCUUCGAGGAAGGAAAGAACUGGCGUGAGAAAGACAGCACGGGUGCACCACCAUCCCAGCACCACCACGCCUCCACCUCCCCCUCGCCCACACUCCCCCAGACGCACCUCGCAGACCUCCCAGAUCCCCUCCUCGCCCUCAUCCUCGCCCGCAUCUCCCACCCUAGCGACAUCGCCGCGUGCCUCCUCGCCAGCCGCCGCCUCUCCCGCCUCACCCGCUCCUCCCUCUCCCUCCUCGCACUCCCCCCCGGGGCCCGCAUUAAUACGUCCGACCUGCUGCCGUGUUUGGCUGACCCGGGGAGGUAUCCGGGGUUGGCGGGUGUGGUGCUGGGGAGGGAUGCGGUGGAGGAGGAGGGCGAUGAUGUGGUGCUGGCGCUGGCGGCGUGUGGGGAGAGGCUGGUGAAGCUGGCUGUGGAUGGGCAGCCCAAUGGCAUGGUGAGUGGUGGGGAUGGGUGCUGGGGGGAUGUGGUGGGUAUGAGUGGAUCGCACCAAGUGCCGUUCUCUAUCCAGUCUCGACUCUCUCUUCCUCUCCUGCACCAAUCUGCAAGCCCUUUCUCUCUGCACCGGUCGCUACACCCGCACACUCCCGCCCACUCUCUCCUGCCUCUCCGCCCUCUCCUCUCUCACUAUCAACAACAGCGCAUGCAAACUAGGCUUCUUGAUCUCAGGCGCUGCUAUGAAAUUUCAAUGCUGCCCGAGUCGCUGGGCAGCUUGAGCAAUCUCCGGGUGCUGCGCCUGGUGCAGUGCUUUUCUGUGGGGUCGCUGCCCGAGUCCUUGGGGCAGCUGGAAAAGCUUGCAUGUAUUUAUGUAGACAACAGGGUGGAUGGAGAUUCAGAGGAGGGGGAAGAGGAGGACGAGCAGCAGCAGCAGCAGCAGCAGGAGGCGGAGUGGUUUGGCGAAGGAAACACAAAGCGGGAAGAAGCACGAGGGGAGGAGGACGACGAGGAGGAGGAGGAUGGGCCAGGAGGGCUGGUAACCCUUCCUGACUCCCUAGGCAGAGCACGUGGCUUGCAGCGGCUGGUGCUCCGGUCAAACAUCGGCCUGCGUUCACUGCCGGCCUCCCUCCACCUGCUCUCCUCCCUCCGCUGCCUCACUCUUGACUUCUCCGAAACACGGCCGCCUUUAUCGUCGACUGCAGAAGCAGGUGCAGCAGCAGCAGCAGAAGCAGCAGCAGUAGAUGCAUCCGCAGCAGCAGAAGCAGCAGCACCGCCGGCAGUUGCGCUGCGUGCUGCGGCUGCGGCUGCUGCUGUUGUGACUCCUGGCAGCAAGCUGUGGGACCUCGGGGAAAACGCGUUUGGGUUUGAGCACCAGAGCAGGGGGGAGGCUUUGCACGAAGGAGAGGUGGAGGCGGAGGAGGAGACAGGGGGGGAGCAGAUUGUAGGGUUUCGUGCGUGGGAGUGGGAGAUGCAAGGGAGGAAGGGAGGGCAGAGGGGAUUUGGAAGAGGGAGCGAGGAGUGGCGGUGGGCGGAUGGUGUGAUGGGUGGCACUCCUGUGACCACCUUGCAAUUCUACUUCCACACUGCAGUUCCCUCCGCACCUGCUUUAGCAGCAGCACCACCACCACCAGCAGAACCAGCAGCAGCAACAGGAGCAGCAGCAGCAGCAGCAGCCCACGGUAUAUCCCACCUGAGCCCCUCUCUCCACCACCUCUCCAGCCUCCACUGUCUCGAGCUCAUUAACUGCUCCUCCCUUCGCCACCUGCCCUCCUCCCUCACCUCCCUUCCCUCCCUGCGCCGCCUGGUCCUGCUCAACUGCCCCUCCCUCACCGCCCUCCCGCAAGGAAUCUCCCGCCUCUCCUCGCUCUCCUCCCUCGUGCUCCUGCACUGCCCGCUGCUUGCUGGGAGCGAGCGGCAAGGGGAAGCAACAGAGGGGAGAAUUGCAUCAGGCGGAGAGACGCUGCUGCUAGGGCAGGGGACUUGCAAGAGGGGUGAUGAUUCAGCACCGAGGCGUGAGAACGGGGGUAUUGAAUCAUGUGGCAGAGCUUUAAAUGGAGGUCAUUGGAGCAGUGGCAGUGGCAGUGGUAGCGGCAACGGCAGCAGUGGAGGCGGGAAACUGACAGAGCUGGUGGGCCUGCCGCUGACGAGAGUAGUGGUGGAUUCUCACACUCUCACGCUGCUGCCUCCAUCCCUCAUCUCCUCUCUCCGGCGCAACCUGGUGCUCCUGUCACCCUGA
Molecule: messenger RNA, 9606 nt
Organism: Closterium sp. Naga37s-1
Lineage: Eukaryota; Viridiplantae; Streptophyta; Zygnematophyceae; Desmidiales; Closteriaceae
Source: the annotation of a GenBank genome assembly